This is a messenger RNA of Ceratosolen solmsi marchali, 2490 nucleotides long. Its product is annotated as DNA repair and recombination protein RAD54B. The transcript is spliced from 12 exons. The record is from RefSeq and is a predicted model, not a curated record. The coding region runs from base 1 to 2490 and encodes 829 amino acids. NCBI's taxonomy places the organism in Eukaryota, Metazoa, Arthropoda, Insecta, Hymenoptera, Agaonidae. Gene Ontology annotation, molecular function: ATP binding; DNA translocase activity. Gene Ontology annotation, cellular component: nucleus. Gene Ontology annotation, biological process: reciprocal meiotic recombination; double-strand break repair via homologous recombination.
AUGAAUAAAAAUAAUAGGUUAGGAUGCAUUAAAUUUCGAGAAUUGAAUAAUCAGAAAGGAAAAUCAGAUGAAAAACAAACACGAAGAAAUCAUCUAAUAAUUACACCAGACGUUUUAAAAUUAUUUACCGAAACUUGUAAAACUGCUUCCAAAGAAAUUAAUUCUAAUGAUGAAUUUGAACAAGAAAAUAGUUCUCAUAAUUUUUUUGAAAAUAACAGUGAAUCAGAACAUCUGCAACCAAAAAAUAAUGCAAAUGAAAAAAAAAUAUAUAACGUUCUGAUAGGUAAGAUUUCAUCACGAAAGCAUAAAAAGUGGGAUAACGAUGGUAUAUUAGAAAUUGUUGGAAAGAAUGCUGACAUUGAUGGAAAGUUUAUUGGAAAAACAAUAGUUAAACCAGAAACUAUUGAAGAAGGAUUUAGAUUUCAUUUAGGAGAAAAAGAAAUUGAGAUAGUAGAACUAACUUUGUUCAAUGACUUUGUUCAAUCCAGACCGACUACUAUUUUAGAAAAUAAUGAAAUUGUAGAACCACCUGUAAAGAAGACAAAACGAUUAAAUGAAAUUCCUGUACUAUCUGGAAGUAGUUUACACUUUAAUUACGAACCCCUUAUAAUGCCACAAAUGCCACUUGAUGCUAAAUGCUUUCAACAAAAUGAUGAAUGGAAAUUACACGAAGUAUGUGUUGAUCCUUGUUUAGUUUCUGUAUUAAGACCACAUCAACGAGAAGGAAUAGUUUUUUUAUAUAAAUGUAUAAUGGGAAUAAAUAAUUCUGAUUAUAAAGGUGCAAUACUUGCUGAUGAAAUGGGUUUAGGAAAGACACUUCAAUGUAUAUCUCUUGUAUGGACAUUAUUAAAAAAGGGACCUUAUGGAAAACCAGUGUUAAAGCGAGUAUUGAUUAUAGCUCCUAGUACCUUAUGUGAAAAUUGGAAUAAAGAAUUUAAACAAUGGUUAGGCUCAAUAAAAAUAACCCCUUAUAUUGUGUCAAAUAAAAAUACAAUUAAAAAUUUUACUAAAAUUCCAAGAGCAUCUAUUAUGAUUAUUAGUUACGAAAUGUUUGUUAGAAAUACAGGCACAGUAAAUAAUUUAAAUUUUGAAUUAUUGAUAUGCGAUGAAGGUCACAGGUUGAAAAAUAGUGAAGUAAAAACAUUGAAGUUACUCAAUCAAUUAAACUGUAAAAGACGAAUUUUGAUAACAGGUACACCUGUACAAAAUGACUUGCAAGAGUUUUAUACCAUAGCAAAUUUUGUAAAUCCAGGUAUUUUUGGCAACUACAGCGAAUACAAAAGUUAUUAUGAACAGAUAAUUGUUACAUCUCAUUACACUACUGUUGAAGAGAAAAUGUUACUAGGACAAGAAAGGGCCAAAGAAUUAUUUGAAAAAUCCAAAACAUUUAUUCUCAGGCGCACAAACAAUUUAAUUAAUAAAUAUUUGCCUCAAAAACAUGAAGUUGUAAUAUUUUGUCGACCAACUCAUGAACAAAUUUGUUUAUAUAAAUUAAUAACUGAUUAUUGGUUUAAUAGAACUACUAUGGGUAGAAGUACAAUGUCUUUAAAUGUUAUCAUUGCUUUAAAAAAAGUAUGUAAUCAUCCUUGUUUUUUUACUAAUGAAAAAAGUAAUGUUUUGGAUGAAAUAAUGUCUUCAAUUCCAACUAAUUUAUUUAAAACAAAUACUUCUUUUUCAUAUUCAAGUAAAAUGAAGAUAGUACAGGCAAUUUUUGAAGCCUUAAAAAUAACAGAAGAAAAAUUGGUUUUAGUAUCAUAUUUUACACAGACUUUAGAUUUUUUAGAAAAAAUUUGCUAUAUAGAAGGACUACAAUUUUAUAGAUUAGAUGGAAGCACAGCUUUGACAUCACGAACAAAAAUCAUUGAACAAUUUAAUUCAAAGGAUAAUUAUCAUCGUAUAUUUUUGCUUAGUGCAAAAGCUGGUGGAAUUGGCUUAAAUUUAAUUGGAGCAUCAAGAUUAAUUUUAUUUGAUUCUGAUUGGAAUCCAGCAAAUGAUAUUCAAGCUAUGGCACGUAUCUGGCGAGAUGGUCAAAAACGAUCAGUUUAUAUUUAUAGGCUAUUAACAACUGGUACUAUUGAGGAAAAAAUAUAUCAAAGACAAAUUAGUAAAACUAGAUUGAGUGAAGCUGUAAUUGAUGCCAAUCACAUUGCAUCUGUAAAGAUUUCAAUAGAUGAAUUAAAGAAUUUAUUUUCAUUAGAUAGUAAAACAUUAUCAGUUACACAUGAUUUAAUGGAAUGUUCCUGUAAAGGUUGUGGUGACAUACCAUAUAAAAUCGAUAAGAACUCUAGUUUAAAGUAUUCAAGAGAUUUUCAAUUUAAUUUUGUAACAAAGAAGUCUGAACAACAAACAACUAUUAAUCAUCUUCUUGAUUGGCAGCAUUAUAAGCCACCUAUAUCAUUUGAUUUAAUGAAGGAGCUGAUGUUACAAGAAGUUCAAGAGCAUAUUAGUUUUAUUUUUAAAAAUACAAUAAAAAAAUUAAAUAAUGCAUAA